AUUCUGGUUCUUUAAAUUUGCAACAGCGCUUGCAAUUAGCGUUGGAGCUUUCUUCAUACCAGAGGGACCAUUUACAACUGUGUGGUUUUAUGUAGGUAUGGCUGGAGCAUUCUGCUUUAUUCUUAUUCAGUUGGUCUUGCUUAUUGACUUCGCCCACUCCUGGAACGAAUCUUGGGUUGAAAAAAUGGAGGAAGGAAACUCAAGAUGCUGGUAUGCAGCUCUACUGUCGGCUACAGCUGUCAAUUACCUGCUGUCCUUAGUAGCUAUUGUCUUGUUUUAUGUGUAUUACACUCAUCCAGAAGGUUGUUCUGAAAACAAGACAUUCAUCAGUGUUAAUAUGCUGCUCUGUAUUGGUGCUUCUAUAAUGUCAAUUCUGCCGAAGAUUCAGGAAUCUCAGCCAAGAUCUGGUUUGCUGCAGUCUUCUGUGAUCACAAUUUAUACGAUGUAUUUGACUUGGUCAGCUAUGACCAAUGAACCAGAUAGGCGCUGUAACCCAAGUUUGCUGAGCAUCAUUGGUUACAACAGCACCACCAUUCCAACCCAAGGUCAGGUAGUUCAGUGGUGGGAUGCGCAAGGAAUUGUUGGACUGGUUUUGUUUUUGCUGUGUGUUCUCUACUCAAGCAUCCGAACGUCCAACAACAGCCAAGUGAACAAGCUGAUGCUGACCAGCGAUGAAUCGACACUGAUAGAGGACGGAAUGCCCAGGAGUGACGGCUCCCUCGAUGAUGGAGACGAUGUUCACCGAGCCAUCGAUAACGAGAGGGAUGGGGUUACUUACAGUUACUCCUUCUUUCAUUUCAUGCUUUUCCUGGCAUCGCUGUAUAUCAUGAUGACGCUUACCAACUGGUACAGUCCGGAUUCUUCUUACGAGACAAUGACCAGCAAAUGGCCGUCUGUCUGGGUGAAGAUAUCUUCCAGCUGGAUUGGCAUCGUGCUCUACGUGUGGACUCUGGUUGCUCCACUGGUUCUUACAAACCGUGACUUCGACUGAGCUGUGCUGCUCUCGAGGAAGGCUGUGCUGGCUUCACCGUGCCCUUGAAACACGCAGCGUUCCGGAUAGCAGUGCAGUUGUAAAUACGUGUGUGUGCGCGCGCGUGCACUAUCCAUGUAGUGAACACCCUGCUCUGUUCUGCAUGAUUACCUUGAAUCAUGUCUUUUGUCAUUUCACUAAAGGACAACUUCUAGCUGAGCUCAGUGACAACUGCUAUAAUGGUGGUUUUCAUAGGAUUACUCCUAGACUGAGUGCUCCGGGAGCAUUAGAUGUAAGAUCAGGACCUUUUGGAAGUAGGUUUUUUUGUUUCCCCUCA
This is a messenger RNA of Leptosomus discolor (cuckoo roller), 1307 nucleotides long. NCBI's taxonomy places the organism in Eukaryota, Metazoa, Chordata, Aves, Leptosomiformes, Leptosomidae. The record is from RefSeq and is a predicted model, not a curated record.